Molecule: messenger RNA, 159 nt
Organism: Loa loa (African eye worm)
Lineage: Eukaryota; Metazoa; Nematoda; Chromadorea; Rhabditida; Onchocercidae
Exons: 1
Source: RefSeq, a predicted model, not a curated record
UAAUAGUGGUAAUCGUAAUAAUCGUAGUAAAUGUAGUAAUAGUGGUAAUAUUGGUAAUAGUGAUAGUAGUAGUAAUAGUGGCAAUAGUGGUAAUAAUGGUAAUAUUGGUGAUAGUGAUAAUAGUAGUAAUAAUGGUAGCAGCACUUUGAAUGAAUUUAA